UUCAACGUCCAGCAUCUCACUUCCAGGUAGUUGAUGUUAGUGACUGCUCUGUUCGGCUGAUCCGCUCGUUCUGGGUCGACUCAAGCGAAGAGGAGAGAAUAUUAUAUGUCAGGAUUUUGUUACCAGGAAGUGGGUCGAGUUAUUUAUAUUUCAACACUCGUCCUCUCGUACCCGAGGGAGAACCAGUGUUAGUAACCUGAAACCAUAUAUGUUCAAACAUUGUCUGGUUCUGGAUGCAUCAAACUGAAGGAGAACAAUUGGCUUUAUGUUGAGGACCGGUGAGAACCAAGAAAAAGAUAUCUAUAGAUGUAAAUAAUGUAACGACAGCAGCGACCCUGUGAGGGAUUCAACAUUGGCAGAGUUUCCAGUAUUCUCAACCUCGGGAUCAGACUCACUCACUCACUCUGCACGCUAGGAUUGCAUGAAGUACAAAAGAAGAUUGUGCAUAAAGCCAACAAAGCUAGUAACUUACAGUCCAGCGAAAGUAAAAAAUAGUGGAACAAUAAAGGUGAAGUGCUUGAUUAUACUUAUUAUAGUGUAUAACGACCUACAUGGGCUGGCUGCUGCUUUCAAACCUGAAGUGUGAGGAGAAUUAGAGGAUAAAGUUAAAGAUCAAUGGCAUUGAAAUUAAUAGUGAUAAGGGUUUGUAGUUACAGUACAAUCAUGUAUUGAUUUCUGUAAUAAGUUCUACUACAUGUCAUGCAGUUUUUUUAGCAAUUCACAUUCUGCACAUAAAAGCACUUUCUCUUCUUCAGGUGUUGGUAUGAAGCUCCAUGAGAAGCUUUUGACCCAUUACCUUUCAUGCACCUCUCCGGUAGAUAAAGAGGGAUAUCUCUGCAAAAAGAAAGAGAGAAAUGCCACCUACCAGCGGCGCUGGUUUGUCCUGAAGGCAAACCUGCUCUUCUACCAGGAGCGUCCAGCAGACCGACACCUGCUGGGUGUCAUCGUGCUGGAGGGGUGUGCAGUCCGACGCUCAGAGUCUGGUGUACAGUUUGCCUUUUCCCUGGUGUUUGAAGGGCCGGGACUCAAAACCUACAGAUUUGCAGCAGGGGAUGGUCAGACUCAAGAGAGCUGGGUGAAAGCUCUGCUCUCAGCCAGCCACUGUUACCUCUCCCUGCUGGUGAGAGACUUGGGGAGGCAGUAUGAAGAAGCUAAACAGCAACGAGGCUUAGGCGAGUCCUGUCACGGCUCCUUCAUCAAACAGACCACCACCAACUUCUUCUUCCCUGUGCAGGGGCCAACAGCUGAGGUCAGGGAGGGGAGGAGCUUCAGCGCCGGCACCGUUUUACAUGCACCGUCAAUACCCAACAGAGUGGUGCCUAAAAAGUCUCCUAAACUGUGGCCCAGGAGAAACGCUCACGUCACGCCACUCAAUGGACCGGCACCUUUGUACGGCGAAUGGCCUCUGGUGGGUUUUGAUCCACUCGAAGACUUUAAAAAACUUCAUGAUCACUAUGGCCAGGAGGUAAAGAAAGCCAGAGAGGAAUGGCUGAGGAGUCACCGAGCAGAAGAGGCACACAUUGAUGGAGAUCUUAUCGACCUGGGGUGAAAGAAAACCUACAGCCCACUACCAUUUAAGAGGAAGUGAAAUAAUGUGUCAAAAAGGAACUGAGCCUGAAGCGUUGUGGGUUUAACUGUACAUUUAACAACAGAGAGUUUGAGGCCCAGACACUUGUAAAUGUGCGAAAGUUUCCUCCAUUUUAUAUGAUGAGGUUAGAUCAUUUAUAUGUUAUCUAUGUUGUACAUUUCCAUGGGAUGCAUCAAAGAACAUGCAAGAAUCUGCACACAAAGUGUUAGAAGUGCAGCUGGUGUCUGCACAUCUGCACCUUUUGGGACAUGAAGAAGUUAUUCACAUGGCGCAAUUAAUAAGUUUGUCCAUGGUAUAAAAAUACCAUGAGCAAAGAGUAUUAUAAUAUUUUCAUUAACUGAAAACAUCUAUUCAAUCUAGAUCCUUUGAGACAAACAUUACUUUCUAGUUCAGAGCAUAAAAAAGAAAAUGUUACUGGAAGAAUCACAAGGCAUCAUAACACAAAUAGUACGAUUUACAUGUCAAGAUGUCAUCCAUGGAAAAGAACCUCUAUCCUUAUUUGUUCUGCUACCUCGAACUGGAACACCUGCUACUAAUUGCAUUGAAGAUAUUUCUGUACAUUUCCCUGCUGAGCAGGUUAGUAUUCAAAUUAUGCCAUUUAAAAGCUGUAUCUAUGGCAUAGAAAGGCUGUCUGAUGCAGUAUCGAGCAAAUAGUAUUAUAUAUUUU
This is a messenger RNA of Cyclopterus lumpus (lumpfish), 2255 nucleotides long. RefSeq lists its product as uncharacterized. Gene Ontology annotation, cellular component: recycling endosome; trans-Golgi network; early endosome. Lineage: Eukaryota; Metazoa; Chordata; Actinopteri; Perciformes; Cyclopteridae. Bases 695 to 1549 code for a protein of 284 amino acids. Gene Ontology annotation, biological process: retrograde transport, endosome to Golgi; receptor recycling; endosome organization. The transcript has 4 exons. The record is from RefSeq and is a predicted model, not a curated record.